Lepisosteus oculatus (spotted gar) is the source of this 3796-nucleotide messenger RNA. Lineage: Eukaryota; Metazoa; Chordata; Actinopteri; Semionotiformes; Lepisosteidae. The record is from RefSeq and is a predicted model, not a curated record.
AGGGCGCCGUGCUUUCCGCCGCGCCGCUGAAAGCCCUCCGUCCACCCAUCUCUCUCUCUCGGGCUGCGCCGCUCUCCUCUUUCCCCUCGCCGCCUGCUUCUCCGGUUGUUGCCUCAGCUACCGAGGCCACUUUAAAUGUAGCACCAGGACAAGAUGGCGGAUUUGUCCUUGCUCCAGGGAGAUUCGCAGGAGGAGAUAGACGGAUUUGGUGUGGAUGACUACAGCUCAGAGUCUGAUGUCAUUAUUAUACCUUCAGCCCUGGACUUUGUUUCUCAAGAUGAGAUGCUGACACCUUUAGGAAGACUGGAUAAAUACGUUGCAAGCGAAAACAUUUUUAACAGACAAAUGGUGGCCCGAAGUUUGCUGGACACUUUGAAGGCAGUCAGCGAGGAUGAACGGGACUGCAUCGCUGUGCUGGAGAGAGUGAGCCGGCUGGCAGAGGAUUCAGAGCCCACUGUCCGAGCAGAGCUCAUGGAGCAGGUUCCUCAUAUCGCAAUCUUCUGCCAAGAAAACAGGCCUUCCAUUCCAUUUGCUUUCUCUAAAUACCUGCUGCCUAUCGUGGUGAGAUACCUCGCUGACCAGAACAACCAGGUUCGGAAGACCAGUCAGGCCGCCCUCCUGGUGCUGCUGGAGCAGGAGCUCAUCGAGAGGGACGACGUCGAGACCAAAGUGUGCCCGGUCCUCGUGGACCUCACCGCCCCCGACAGCAACGACGAUGUCAAAACAGAAGCCAUGGCGAUCAUCUGUAAAAUGGCGCCGAUGGUGGGCAAGGACAUCACCGAGCGGCUCUUCCUGCCGCGCUUCUGCGAGAUGUGCUGCGACUGCAGGAUGUUCCACGUCAGAAAGGUCUGUGCGGCCAACUUCGGAGACAUCUGCAGCGUGGUGGGCCGAGAGGCUACUGAGGAGCUGCUGCUUCCCAGGUUUUUCCAGCUCUGCUCGGAUAACGUCUGGGGGGUGCGGAAGGCCUGUGCCGAGUGCUUCAUGACUGUUUCCUCUGCCACGUCUCAGGAAGUCCGCAGGACAAAGCUCUCUUCCCUCUUCAUCAACCUCAUCAGUGACCCUUCCCGAUGGGUGCGGCAGGCUGCCUUUCAGUCCCUCGGUCAGUUCAUCUCGACGUUCGCCAGUCCCUCCGGCUCUGGACAGUGUUUCAAAGAGGAGGACGAGGGCGCCCAGGAAGGGUGCCGCUGCGUGCCGCUGCAGAGCAGGUACCCCUCGGCCUCGCCGCGCCGGGUCCCCCGGCCGGCCCGCCUGGAGUCGGCCAGGUUUCCCACCCGUCUGGCCCCUCCUCUGUCCUCCCAGAGGGCCUUCCUUCUGGAGGAGAUGAUCGAGAACCUGGAGCCGCACACGGACGACCCCGACGUGAAAGCACAAGUGGACGUACUGACUGCCGCCCUGAGGGCCUCGGCGCUGGACUCUCACCAGGAGGACACGGCGCAGGAGCCCCUGGACAGCCGGACAGAGCACAGCGAGGAGGGGGGCAGUGAGGACCCCUUCGCUGUCGACACUGUGCCUUUGAUCUGCGACUCGGCAGAAAUUGAGAGCAGAGAGGCCAGCCUCCAGCUCAGCCACGGCGAGGACUCCGAGCUGAGCGACAGCAGCACGAGUCCAGAGGAGGACCGGAAGUCCAAACAGCAGGACGUUGUACCUCAGGCCCUCCUGGACCAGUACCUGUCGAUGACGGACCCCUCCCGGGCCCAGACGGUCGACACGGAGAUCGCCAAGCACUGCGCUUACAGCCUGCCCGGUGUGGCGCUCACCCUGGGCCGGCAGAACUGGCACUGCCUCAGGGACACCUACGAGACCUUGGCCUCCGACAUGCAGUGGAAGGUGCGCAGGACUCUGGCCUUCUCUAUCCAUGAACUGGCGGUCAUCCUGGGAGACCAGCUCACUGCUGCUGACCUUGUGCCCAUCUUCAACAGCUUCCUCAAAGACCUGGAUGAAGUCCGAAUAGGGGUUCUCAAGCACUUGUAUGAUUUCCUCAAGUUGCUGCACCAAGAGAAGAGGAGAGAAUAUCUUUACCAGCUGCAGGAGUUCCUGGUCACAGACAACAGCAGAAACUGGCGCUUCCGAGCAGAGCUAGCGGAGCAGCUCGUUCUCCUGUUAGAGCUCUACGGUGGGAAGGAUGUGUAUGACUACCUGCGACCUUUAGCGUUCAAUCUGUGUACAGACAGAGUCUCUUCAGUCCGGUGGAUUUCCUACAAGCUUGUGAGUGAGAUCAUCAGAAAGCUGUCCUCCGAUGUGACCUUGCUAGCUGAUUUCAUGGUGGAGCUUGUCGAUAAGUUCUGUCAUUCCCCAAAGUGGUCCGGACGCCAGGCGUUUGCUUUCAUCUGCCAGCUGGUGAUCGAGGACGAGUGCGUCUCCAUGGAGCAGUUCUCCGAAUACCUCCUCCCCCCCCUGCUGCAGCUCGUGUCGGACCCCGUUCCCAACGUGAGGGUGCUCCUGGCCAAAACCCUCAGGCAGACGCUGCUGGAGAAGGAAUACUUCGUGCAGUCCGCCAACUCUCACCAGGAGGCCUUGGAGCAGACGCUGGUGGCCCUGCAGAUGGACCUGGACAAGGAUGUCAAGUACUUCGCCAGCGUGCUCCCUGGCACCACGCGCAUCAACGACGACGCCAUGAGCACAGCGUCUUCCACCUACUGAGGCCUCGGGGCCGCAGAGGGCGAGGGGAGAUGGACUGGCCCCUCCCUGCCCUCGGGGCAGCAGAGCAAGGAGCUGUGCGAUCACCUCACUCCUGAGUCCCCGGCGGCAGCAGGCACUACAGCAGCGGAACCACUUCGGAAUGACUGAGAACACGCCUGGAGGACCUCUCGCAAACCUCCGAGCGCCGCAGCUUUUUUUUUUAAAAAAAAAGCAAACCAGAACCAUCUUUUCUUGACGUUUUGCCACAGAAGCCUUAAAAGAGUCUUCCUUAAUUGAGGAAAUACUUGAAUGUCUGGAGCCAUUUCACGGAUAGAGGGAAUUCAGUUUCUCAGAUCAUUCCUCUAUUCUUUUUAUUCAAUCCUUUCUUUUGUCGUAGCAGAAGCCAGUAUGACAAAGCUUUAUUGAACCACAUAGCAAAAAAGCUGUGUCUAACUUAAUGUUUAAAGUUUAGGGUUUUUAUACUGUGUAAAGUUGUCAUAUGCUGCAAAUAUUGUUCUAUGUACUGUCACAACCUUCGGUGUGAACUCGUUGCUUGGUAAUGAAGCACGAUUAUCUUAAGGGCUCCGUGCUACAGUGUUUUUAAAGUAGUGCAGCACAUUGUUGUACCCAUGUACAGAACCUCUUUGCCACCGGAGGUCCUGCUCUCAUGACAAGAACAAUAUUGUAUUUUUUAUUAUGCUGGCCAUCUUGUGGAGUAAAUAAAAAGAAAAAGGUUAGCACAUGUACUUGAAGUCAGGUAUUUUAACUUGAUACUGAUAUACUGCACCUUCUUUUGCUUUUCCUAAGGGUUAUUUUCACGCUUUGUACAUAUCUUUGGCCAACCUUUUUCUCCCCACUUUGGUCUAUGAUCAUGUUCAAUUGUGAUGCCUUUCUUUACCUGUCCAAAAUAAAUCAUAAUGCAAACACUGUUGCUUUUCUGUUAUUUAAAAUUGGGUGGUGUAUUACUCCCCUCCUCAAGAGACCCAUCCUUGAGUUUUAAAUCCAGAAAAGGCGGAAUCUAAUUGGUAAAAUCACAAGAUUCUAACUAGUUCAGAGUUGCAUAACAUACAGCUUUUAGCUCUUUCGUUUAGAUGACCAGAUCCUUCAAAGCUGUUAAUCUAAACUUGAAAAUGCAAAUAAUCAUGCUGUAGUGUAAUAAAAUGAAACCCUGACCAAA